Molecule: messenger RNA, 1182 nt
Organism: Peronospora belbahrii
Lineage: Eukaryota; Oomycota; Peronosporomycetes; Peronosporales; Peronosporaceae
Source: the annotation of a GenBank genome assembly
AUGACGAAUAAAGACAAGACGACGGUUCUAGAGACAGACGGCGACUUAAUCCAGGCUAUUGAGACGAUGACAAUGCCCACUACGCGGACUCAAGUCACACCUCCUUCUCCCCAUGAAAACAAACUAAAAGCUCCGUCUACCUGCAAGAUUGCAUCCUUUCUUACAGCAUACGAAAAGUGGGUGGAAAAUCAUACAGGUUUAGCUCGUAAUAUAGAGGCUACACUUUAUAUUGCACCACAGCUGAUCCCGAAAAGUGUCCUAGAACCCGAGAUUGCAGCACAAUGUAGCUACUCAUUCGUAGGUUUGCUCCAUUUGUACCAUGAUUACGUAUUAUGGAAGAAGCAAGAGAAUAAUUACGUGGAGAGUCCGAUCAAGCAGUGUCAAAAAUUGACCCGAUUAGUUCGGAUGCCACUGUCAUUGAUUAUGCACGUCCAAGUUUUAGCAGAAGUGGUCGCUCGUAAAGCUGGAGGUGACGUGGGCAAAUGGCGUUUAAUUGUAUGGGUGGAAGUAGUCAAAGGCGUGCUCCGUCUCAUGCUUCUUUCUCAGCAACGUCAUGUUAUGCUGAUAAGUGGAGGCAAGUAUAAGGGCAUAGAAUCAGCUUCUCGACUAUCGGCAUUUACGCGGUUCAAGAAGACUAAGCAACCUGGUGCUCGCACGGGCAAGACUUUUGGAAAAGUCACUACAGCAUCGAAGCCUGAACCAUUGACGAAAACGAGCGAUGACAAAGAUUUGAAGACAAUGGCGUUCGAAGACGCGACAUGUGAUGUCGCAGAGGCAUCACGUGAAGACCUUCUUGUCGCUGGAGAGAUCUGCCAUAUUUUGCGGCCCGUCAUGUAUGCUUUGCUACGUCGUCGGCGAUCAGAGACAUCGUGGACUCCCGUUGUCGUGUCGCUUCUUAUGGAGCUAUCAGGAUUGGCGUUGUCUGCUGCAGCUGUCAAGCCGACGGAACCGAUGAAAGCUGUUUUCAUCAACAAAGCUGGGGACGAGAUUGCAGCGCGGAAGAUGGCUCUUCUCCUUUAUUUGCUUCGUGACCCGGUGUUCGCGACCGUCACGAAGCCCGUGGUGGAAAAGAGUGCAGAUAUUCUGGACUACGUGCCAGGAGUGGGCAAGCUCUUCCGUUUUGGAACGACUGCCAUACUGGACUACUAUCAUCAGUUCCACUUUUAUACGUCGGCAUCGUAG